AUGUGGAGGGAGGGACAUGAGUGUCCCAAUGUGUCUCAGUGUGUCCCAGAGUGUCCCAAUGUGUCCCAGUGUGUCCCAGAGUGUCCCAAGGUGUCCCAAGGUGUCCCAGUGUGUCCCAAAGUGUCCCAGAGAGUCCCAAUGUGUCCCAGUGUGUCCCAGAGAGUCCCAAUGUGUCCCAGUGUGUCCCAAAGUGUCCCAGAGAGUCCCAAUGUGUCCCAGUGUGUUCCCAAUGUUUCCCAAUGUGUCCCAGUGUGUUCCCAAUGUUUCCAAAUGUGUCCCAGUGUGUCCCAAAGUGUCCCAGAGUGUCCCAAUGUGUCCCAGUGUGUCCCAGAGUGUCCCAAGGUGUCCCAGUGUGUCCCAAAGUGUCCCAGAGAGUCCCAAUGUGUCCCAGUGUGUCCCAGAGAGUCCCAAUGUGUCCCAGUGUGUCCCAAAGUGUCCCAGAGAGUCCCAAUGUGUCCCAAAGUGUCCCAGAGAGUCCCAAUGUGUCCCAGUGUGUCCCAGAGAGUCCCAAUGUGUCCCAAAGUGUCCCAAUGUGUCCCAGUGUGUUCCCAAUGUGUCCCAGUGUGUUCCCAAUGUUUCCCAAUGUGUCCCAGUGUGUUCCCAAUGUGUCCCAGUGUGUCCCAAAGUGUCCCAAUGUGUCCCAAUGUGUCCCAGUGUGUUCCCAAUGUUUCCCAAUGUGUCCCAGUGUGUUCCCAAUGUGUCCCAGUGUGUCCCAAAGUGUCCCAGUGUGUUCCCAAUGUGUCCCAGGGUGUCCCAAUGUGUCCCAAUGUGUCCCAGGGGGUCUGA
Molecule: messenger RNA, 786 nt
Organism: Cyprinodon tularosa
Lineage: Eukaryota; Metazoa; Chordata; Actinopteri; Cyprinodontiformes; Cyprinodontidae
Product: keratin-associated protein 16-1
Exons: 1
Coding region: 1-786 (261 amino acids)
Source: RefSeq, a predicted model, not a curated record